AUGGACGAGGAGAUCGCCGAGAAAGAGGUCGACGCCAGCAUGCGGGAACUGGACGAUGCGGCAGAAGAUCUUGGAGAACGAGAAGCCAAGGAUGGAAAGGCGGAGAAGACGAGAAAGAGGUGGAGAAGAAAGAAAAAGAGAAACCACGAUGAACAGCGUGGUGGUAUGUGGGCCACGGAGAACAAGGCGAUCGUGGACGAGGCGAUCGUUGUGAACGCAGUGGCACACGUUCGCGAAAACGAGUCUGAAAACAACUCGGACAGCUACAUGGAGGCGGCCGCCAAGGAGGGCGAGGCCCUUCUAAAGGAACUCGGCCUCAAGGACAACAACGUCCCAGACAGUGGCCGUAGGCGCACACGCUCGCAGACGCGGGGCACCACGGCUGCUCCCGCUGAACGGAAGACCCCUACCAAGCCAGCGCGCGGUGCCAAGAAGGCUGCGGCCUCCAAGCGCAGUAAGAAGGAAGAGAGUGAAGAGGAGGAGGAAGAAGAGGCAGCCUCUGCUGAGGAGGACUCGACGACGGCCGCUUACGAGGACGGGUCAGCAGACAGCGUAGAGAAGAAAGAUGAGAAGGACAAGGUGAACAACGAGGAGGAUGCAGGCAAGGCACGGCUAGCAGAUUCCGAGGAUGCCAGCGCCGAUUACACGGAGGAACCAGAGGUCAAAAACACGGAAGAGGAGCCAACCACAGACAGUGGCAGCAAGGCGACAGCCAUGACGACCGCUGACCCGAAUUUGAUGUAG
Messenger RNA from Rhipicephalus sanguineus (brown dog tick), 744 nucleotides. Its product is annotated as myb-like protein V. The record is from RefSeq and is a predicted model, not a curated record. The transcript has a single exon. Lineage: Eukaryota; Metazoa; Arthropoda; Arachnida; Ixodida; Ixodidae. Bases 1 to 744 code for a protein of 247 amino acids.